Messenger RNA from Symbiodinium natans, 966 nucleotides. The record is from the annotation of a GenBank genome assembly. NCBI's taxonomy places the organism in Eukaryota, Dinophyceae, Suessiales, Symbiodiniaceae.
AUGGGUCAAUCAUCGUCUGGAGAACCACAAAGGGAGCUGCUCUAUGCUGAGGAUGGCAUCACUGUGAUCGGCAGCACCUUCAGCGUCGGCGGAGAGAAGGCUGCCCCAGAAUGGUUCGGAAUGGGCCCACAAAGUUUGGGCUUCGUGGGUCCGGGCCCGCAGAUCAAUCCCAAGGUCUACUGCACUCCACACGCUCCGAACAGAUUGCCAUGCCCGACUCUCAUCCAGGGAGAAGCGCCCCACCUGACUGUCUUCAACCGAAGUCCCCGCCCUGUGAACGUCUCACUAGGCACUGAUGGGAAGCACUUCCUCCAGCCUGGGCGUUUGACCAGGUUCUUGCUUCCAGACGGUGAAGGAGUUCUGUACAUAACCGACCCGUGCUCUGGGGCUUGCUUGUGUGACUUGCGCGGCUUGCCGGCAGGAGGGCAGCCCCUUGAGGCCUUGCCACGUGCCAUUCUCCAGGAGCUUGGCGGAACCUUGUGUGCGUCCCUGGAAUACUCCUUCCCCAGGAUGGAGGAGGCACCGGAUCCUUCCAAGAAGUUAUCGGAGAAGAAGCCGUCGGCAUGUGCAAGCCUUGAAGACACUGAACAAAAAGCGAGCCCUCGAACGAUUGAGCUGGAGGAGCAGCUACUGGAAGCGCUCCAGUCCAACAACCAUUGCCGGGCACAGGAAAUUCUGGCAGCUAGGCUUCGAUUUGACAGGCAGUUGAAGCGAGCAUUUCCUGGACGCCUGCGCAGGCAUCUUUGUUUGCCCGAAGCCUUUUGCAGACGUAAGUGUCCUUCCUCAGGACCUGCUUCGAAAAAGUAUUUGAUGCAAGAGGCCGUAGACAACUGCAGCUGCGCUCCAUUGCGCUCCCUUGUAGGUGCUUCUGUAGCCUGUUUGCUCAGCCGCGCUGAGAUGUGCAUAGCCUUGCAUGGUGCAAUCUGCACACCUUAUGUAUACGUAGACUCUGCGGCGCUUGACUGA